This is a messenger RNA of Ostrinia furnacalis (Asian corn borer), 2577 nucleotides long. It is a transcript of the gene udt, whose product is annotated as protein undicht. Gene Ontology annotation, biological process: wound healing. The coding region runs from base 105 to 1943 and encodes 612 amino acids. The record is from RefSeq and is a predicted model, not a curated record. Lineage: Eukaryota; Metazoa; Arthropoda; Insecta; Lepidoptera; Crambidae. The transcript has 9 exons.
GUCAGUCAACUGUCAAACAAAAUACAAACUGAGCGAGGCCGAGGAGUAGUUUUUGGAAAGAAAUAUUAAUGUUUUCAUGAAUUAAUUUGUUAAUAGCAAGAACAAUGGAUUUUAAUAUAAGGCAUCUAUUUUUAAUACUUUUUAUUUACAAAGAAGUGUCCUAUGUUUCUACUGAAUGUACAAUACCAAUUGUAUUACGGAAUACAUGGUUCUCGUUUGAAAAUGGGAGGCAAACUAUUACAGAUAUAAAUGCAAGUGAUAUGACUGCAAGAGGUGUAUGUGUGAACAUAAAGGCAGACUACCAUGUGAACUAUACUAUGGUAUUUCGUUACACAAACUGCUAUUACUGUGUGAAGCUUAUUGUCAGAACAGUAAAUGUAUUGGAGAAAAUCGAGACGCCAUGUGUGGGCAUAGGAUCAGAUGAAGAGCCUUCUGUUGAAAGAGUUUGCAAAGGUCUCAACCCGGACCAACAACUAAUUACGUUGUUUUCAGAAAACUAUGUACCGGUCAAUUGCCGUUCAUCUUUAGAAGGUGUGUGGCAAUUUGCAUACCAAAAUCGUUUUCGGUUUACUGGUGAAUGCAACAAUCCCGAUGCCCAGAUCAGGUCUUGUCAAACAGCAGGCACACAGUUCUUGAUCACAAAUCAGAAAUUUAACAUUACAUACAAAAGCUGUCCAGGGAUGUCUGGUACUUUUGACGGUGUGGUGGAGUACAGUUGCCUAGGUCACUGGUUUGUGGAUAAAAAUCACUUCUUCGCUGUUGCAAAUACAAAGGAGUCACGUAAAGAUGAAAAGUACCGUUGCUUCCUCAAGAACAGAGAUGACGAUCUUUACAUUGGCGCUUCUAUCACACCACAGUGUAAUACCCUAAAGACCGUCGAAAAAUCUCCUGAAAGAUAUAGAGUGACACCAGUCAAGGCUGAAGUCGUGGAACCAGGAUGUCACCUGCCCCAAAACUUCUCUGGUGAAUGGAUAAACACAGCUAAUAUUGAUGCUGAUGUCUUUAUCAACGAAACUCAUAUCAUUGAGACUUAUUAUCCUGAUGAAAGUAGAUACCGGAAGAUUAUUUAUGUGUGCAGGGAACAGAGAGAUAACAGGGUGAUGAUGGCGCGUCUGACAGUUGAUGGAUGCCAAAAAGAUUAUAUCUGCUUUGAAUUUGUCCCACAACAUCAUAAUGUUAUUAGAUUCCGUAAAGGUCUUGCCAUGAUACAAAGUGAUUUCCACACUGUGUGCUCAUGGGUACAGUUUCCCAACAAACAAAAAUGGCGUUACGAUAUAUUCCUCAAGAAAGACCCCUCACCGAUUCGCUGUCCUGUUGCUGGAAAAUUCAACUUCACACAAAAAGGAGAUGUACGAUUUGAGACAAGAAUUCUAGGAGGAGUCACUCUCAGUCCUCGGCCAAAUCUGUACUGUAAACUUAAUAUAAGUGACUUCUCUGUCUGUGAUACUGAUCAAAAAACAAUUGAUAUUAAGGAGAACUACUGUCUGACUGUUGACUACUUGGGAAGACCAGUUGAUAUCUAUAGUGAUCCCGAUUAUCGCAUGAAAUGUAUAGGUUACUGGAAGGAAAAUUUGAAGUCCUACCUUAUUACUUACGAUGAACUGGAUCCUUACUCUAAAUACAGAUGUUGGGUGUACCAGAGAGCGGAUUUGAACAGAGUGCUCAUGUCUCAAGCUCUCGGUCCGUAUUGUGACAUCAACCAAGAUGUGACCUCUUGGAACUACACAGAAGGUGCAGCUGUCGCCAUUGAAAUGGAAGAAUACGAGCGUGAACGAGACCAGUGUCCCAUGCACUUCGAUGACGGAAGCAACCCCUGGAUGACAAAGGAGAACUACAUUAAGGUCUUUACUUUCGAAUACUCCUUCUGGCGAAGCAACACCGCUGCAGGUCUUAGUACUGGCAUCGCGAUGAUUCUUACUAGUGUAUUAGCUUUAAUACUGUAACCUAAAAAUGGUUUGUUGUAGACUGAUGUACAGUUAGCCGUCCAGUAAAAUCCACUCAAUAUCAGGUGUGUUUUUUGUAGACUGAUGUACAGUUAGCCGUCCAGUAAAAUCCACUUAAUAUUAGGUGUAAUUAUAUUCUCUACGAACUUAAAUUCUUUUACGAACAGAUAUAAAAGAUAGCAAAAUAGUGACUUAUUCCCGUAGACAUAAAAAUAGGUAGGAUAAUAUGUAAAAUUGAUCUGAUAAUGUUGUGCCUUAUAAAUCAAUGUUAGUGCUUAUUAUGUAUGUUAAUUAACUUUUAAUGACAAUAUUUUAUGUAUUUUUUAUUUACAUGACAAUGAUUUUGAGUAAUUUCGAGUUUGCUGAGGAAGUGAAAUAUACAAGCUAUUUUAUUUACAAAAAAUUCUACAGAUUAAUCUUAAGUUUAUAAUGUGUUGUAAACAAAUAAGUAGUGUUGCUAUUUUACAUUAUGUAGUUUGUGUGCACUGACACAUUUUUGCAUGAAAUGUCCUUAUCAUCUGAUUGCAUCCUGGAAAAGGAUAUUUCAGUAUUCCCUAUAUUCACAUUAGAGACUGAGUCGGUAGCUAGAGCUUAUCUACGAUUAUGUUUGCAAAACUUUGGACUUUCCAAUGUA